Colius striatus (speckled mousebird) is the source of this 801-nucleotide messenger RNA. RefSeq lists its product as uncharacterized. The coding region runs from base 1 to 801 and encodes 266 amino acids. NCBI's taxonomy places the organism in Eukaryota, Metazoa, Chordata, Aves, Coliiformes, Coliidae. The transcript has a single exon. The record is from RefSeq and is a predicted model, not a curated record.
AUGGCUGAGACAGUAGGUAUAAUAUCAAGAGAUGAAGAGGCGAUCCAAAAUAACAUCGAUCAUGAAGACCCAUUUCUGAAUCAUGAUGUAAUGACAUCCUCUGUUUACUCUGCCAGCCCUUCAUUAUCCAGUCUUAAUGAAGAGAAGGGAAGCUCAGCUGUGCCAGAAAGACUGUCCACCCUCUCCAGCAAGACUGUGGCUGAGGCAAAAGCCCUGACUGGCCCAAAGGUGUUUAGUGGUGGCCAGGCACAGAGAACAGCCUCUGGGUUGGCUGAGCAUCACCCAACAGUUGUAAAUAUGCUGUCAGGUGACUCACCAUACACUGUGAUAGUUGGUAACCUACAGCCUGUGAGCAUUACCUCUCUGUGCUUCAAAAGCCCCUGCUGUGAUGGUAGCCCAAGUUCGGUGGUGCCACAGGUCCCAAGGGUGCCUGAUGAGGCUGAUGAGUCAACUGGGACUGUCACUGCACUGCCAGGGACCGACCCUAAGGGCUGCCACACACAGCAGGCAGGGAGCAGCCCCAUGGGCAAUCCAGUCCCUUGUGGCCUGGGCCAGGUGAUUUGGAUGAAGACCACGAAAGUAAUGGAGACCUUAGAAAAUAAGAAAAAGGAGGAAAAGGAGAAGUAUCGUCUUCAACUAGCUAUGUACCGACGGCUUCUGCUCUUGCGCUCAAUCAGGAGCUUGCAUAAGCAACUGGAGCAACAGCAGGCCAGAUUGCAGGAGUGUUAUGGCACAGUAAUAAAUACCAAGAAAGAAGUGUUGAAACACAUUCGCUCAACCCCGUCCUCAUCCUCACCAUAA